ACUCAACAUCGCGGAUUCAGUGAUGGAAAAGAACACACAUUCAGAAAGCCAUGAGGCUUCUAAGAUUACUGGGAUAGAUAAGAUUGAAGCAAAGUUACAGGAAAAGUUCAAAGCAGAGAAUAAAGACUAUGAUGCAAGGGUGGAGUUCAACAUCCCCAAAUUUUGCAACUUCUCAGAUGAUCCAGAUCAUCAAAGGUUUGACAAAGAGGAUAAAGAUAUAUACAACUGGUUCUUCUCAGCGAAUGAUAAUGACAUCAGGCUCAGCUCAAUUGAAGAAUUCAAUAAAGUUAAACUAGCUAAUGAAAUCAUGAUAAAGAAAGAGCCCAAUAAAAUCAGAAGAAGAACCCCAAUGUUUCUCAGAAAAGAUCGCAUAGAGCAGGCUUACAAAUAAACGCAUUGGAAGAUUUAAGAAGAAAAGUCAAGAGCCUAAGAUCACUACCAAAAAGGUACAGCUAGAUAUUAAGAAAAAGCAACUCAUUAAAGAAGUCAAAGAAAGCGAACCCCAAAGAGAUUUUACUAGCUUCGGAUCAAAAAUGAGAACCACCCCUUCAACCUCAAAAAGGUCUUCAAAUGAUGUUAAGCAGGCAGAUUCUACCAAGUCUCCAGACAAAAUUAAAGAGAAAGCUUCAUGAUCACUUAAGGUGACUCCUGACUCAAAAGCACACAAAGCUUCUGAGUGAACUAGCAAAACUCAGAAGAAAACAAAGAGAAGAAACAGGACUAAACUGAGCAACCUCAGUUGUUCGAACAUGAAGACUGUCUCCGUGAGCCUUACUCUCUCUCAAAUGUCAAAGAUAGGAUGUAAAGAAUCAGAAAAUAAACCAAAGACUUCUAAACCAGACCAAGCGAAGGAGAGAUGCCCUACUGCUCGUAGUAUACUCAAGAAUUCAGAAAGAUACCUGAAUUUUUCCAAAUACAUCACUAAUGGCUCAAAUAAGGUCUGCUCUCCAAUUCUAUCAAAAGAGAAGCAAAAACCUUCAAAAACUCCUAGAAAUAAGUCCGGACACAAGACCGUUUUCAUGUAUGAACCUACUGUACAGAAAAAGUUGAUUAAAACAAGAUUCAAAGACAACCUAAAGAAGGCUAUGGGAAAUGUAUCUACUUCUGGAUUACCCGAACGCACAGCAUCCAGGAAGGUAAAAGAUAGAGCAGUUAAUAAAAGUAUAAGCAAGAAACAUGUGCCACAAGACCGAACUGAGGAAAAUCUACAGAAGACACAAAAGAAUUCUAUUAAAAACCACAAAAUCAGCCAAAAGCAUUACUCCAGUCAGCAUUAUCUUGCCUCCAACUGCACAGGUCUGAGGAAGUCCAAUCAAAGUUCGAUGUUUCAGUGCUUCAACACGAAUCUAUCAAAAUAUACUAAAACCAAAGAGUCAAAAUUAGGGAUUUUUAAUAAUUCUAAGCCUACUAGGACCACUAGAAAUCCUAAGAAGAACAAAUCUGUGAGUUAUUCUCAUUGUAGUCCAACACGUUUGUUUUCCAAAAUGGAGAAGAAAAAGGUACAUAAAAGAUCCCCAAAACAGCAUUUGAAUCAAUCGUAUAUUGUGAAAGAGGUUCGUCCGAUGACAAUAAAACAAGGAAGGACUGGUUCAAAUAGAAAACAUGCUUAUUCUUUCCAUCAAGAGAAUUCUAAAGCUCCGAUUGAAGAGUCUAAAAUAAACCAAAAUCCUAAUAUACAGUCCAAUAGAAGAUUACUGUAUUCAAGUCAUUUCAGCCAUAACCCUGCUACUCAAAGGCAACGUAUCAUAAAGAGAAACUUUGGUCAAAAACUGCUUAAAGUAAGAGAUGUUCAGGUGAAAACUCCGAAUAAAAUUAUGGACCUUUCACUGGUAAAAUCAUCAGAAAUACUGUCAAAAUAUACUAAAUUCUAUGCCAAGAAUACUGCUUCAAAAAGAAAGAGACAAAGAGAGCAGCCUUUUUGUAAGUGAGAUGAUGCUGGGGAUCAACCAGAGAUGAGAAGUACUGAGCAACAUUUUUAGAGACUGAGUGAAUACCUUUCUGGCUAGAUUGCAAAAAAAAGUAUUAUCCUUAGUCCAGUCUUUCCUCUUAUUGCACUAAAAAUCAUAAAUUAUUUAAAAUUUCAAAUUUA
Moneuplotes crassus is the source of this 2089-nucleotide messenger RNA. The record is from the annotation of a GenBank genome assembly. NCBI's taxonomy places the organism in Eukaryota, Ciliophora, Spirotrichea, Euplotida, Euplotidae.